CGGCUCUCAGUCAGUAGCCACGUACAACUGUCCUGACGGGUACAAGGUCAAGGGCGCCUCCAUCCUGACUUGUGGACCGGAUGGUACAUGGGACGCGGAGCCUUCCGAUUGUGUAUGCGAAACCCCUUCACCACACUUUGGCGGGACAUUCAACGUGUCAGUUGACGGUAUGACGGUGGCGUUUUCUUGUAACGCUGGCUACACAUUAGUCGGCGCACAGACAGUGACGUGUGAUCAAAAUGGCGGCGGCUGGGCAUCAACGCUGCCAAAUUGCAUGGCAUGUCCUGAACUUACAAACGAAAACGGUGACGUCACAGCCAUUUCAGACGGCCUUAACGACGACGGUGACGUUUACAUGCAGUGACGGUUACGUGCUGAGGAACAGUGGACUGACGUCAACAAACGUCACAUGUGGAACGUCUGGUGCAUGGUCGGACAUACCCGUGUGUGAGUCAGACAGUGGAUCCGAAGGCGAAGGUGGUGGAAGUUCCCUCCUGGCUGCCCUGAUCGCCGUCAGCGUCAUCUCAAUCAUCAUUAUUGCUGUCCUGUCGGUGCUACUGGCAUACUUCUACUGCAAGAACACUAUUAAACAGAGUAACGAGCAGUACUCGCUUAAAACAUUUCCAAACCCCGUCGACGAAAUGACGACUUCCAUGGCAUCUUUCAAUCAACAGCAGGUGACGGAAGAAGGCGUGGUCUGUCCACGCCCUCUCCAACAGUCGAACAAUCAGGAGUGCCUAGACUCGAACUAUGUGGGCGCGGCACCCUGAGGCCAACCAGGCCCGUUCGAUGCAACACGCCCAUUAUCCACGUUCUACGAGU
Molecule: messenger RNA, 822 nt
Organism: Mya arenaria
Lineage: Eukaryota; Metazoa; Mollusca; Bivalvia; Myida; Myidae
Exons: 5
Coding region: 240-770 (176 amino acids)
Source: RefSeq, a predicted model, not a curated record